Molecule: messenger RNA, 2202 nt
Organism: Chaetura pelagica (chimney swift)
Lineage: Eukaryota; Metazoa; Chordata; Aves; Apodiformes; Apodidae
Gene: SEZ6
Product: seizure related 6 homolog (mouse)
Exons: 17
Coding region: 1-2202 (733 amino acids)
Biological process (GO): regulation of dendrite development; synapse maturation
Cellular component (GO): dendritic spine; dendritic shaft; endoplasmic reticulum
Source: RefSeq, a predicted model, not a curated record
AUGUCCAAAGGUUUCAAUGGGCUGGCAAGGAAGGCAGGGGAGAGCUCUGAGGCCGAAGGGGAGCCAACAGCCCUGCCCACGCCAGCAGAGCGGGAGGCAGAGGCUCGUUUCGUGAGCACGGCGCCCACGUUAAAGCUCCUCAACCACCACCCACUGCUGGAGGACCUGCUGCACGAAGCCUUCCUGAAGAAGGACUACCUGGGCCAGGCAGAGGCUCGUUUCGUGAGCACGGCGCCCACGUUAAAGCUCCUCAACCACCACCCACUGCUGGAGGACCUGCUGCACGAAGCCUUCCUGAAGAAGGACUACCUGGGCCAGGCACCCUUCCUGCUCGGACUUCAUACUGUGGCCACGGAAGUCACCAGGGAUGAGGAGGGGACCACCACCACAUCCACCAUCACCACCACCACUGUCACCAUGGGGUCUCCUCUGUCACCAGUCCCCUGCAACCAGACACUGGGGGGCCCAGAGGGCUGGCUGGUGUCCCCAGAGCCAGCUGGUGUCCCCUAUGAUGGCAGCCUGGACUGCACCUACACUGUUUCUGUCUACCCCGGCUAUGGCGUGGAGCUCAAGGUGCAGAACAUCAGCCUGGCAGAGGGUGAGACGCUGACAGUGGAGAGCACAGGGGGGCUGGAGCCCACCCUCCUGGCCAACGAGUCCUUCCUGCAGCGGGGCCAGGUCAUCCGCACCCCGGCCUCCCUGCUGAGCUGCCCCUUCCCAGCACGGCCGGCUUUCGGGGAGGUGUCGGUGAGCAGCCUGCACCCCGGGGGGGAUGCCCGAUUCCGCUGCGCCGCUGGGUACCAGCUGCAGGGUGCCCGACGGCUCAGCUGCCGCAACGCCACCCGCCCCUUCUGGAGCGCCCGCGAGCCCCUCUGCCUCGCUGCGGCCCAUCGCCUGCACCUCCACUUCGAGAAGGUCUCGUUGGCUGAGGAUGAUGACAGGCUCAUCAUCCGCAACGGCAACAACAUGGAGGCACCACCCGUGUACGACUCCUAUGAGGUGGAGUACCUGCCCAUUGAGGGGCUGCUCAGCACUGGGCAGCAUUUCUUCCUGCAGCUCACCACCGACAGCAGCGGGGCCGCCGCGGGCAUGGCACUGCGUUAUGAGGCCUUUGAGCAGGGACAUUGCUACGAGCCUUUCGUCAAGUAUGGGAACUUCACGGCCAGUGACCCUCGGUACCCUGUGGGCACCACGGUGGAGUUCAGCUGUGACCCUGGCUAUACGCUGGAGCAGGGCUCCACCAUCAUCGAGUGCGUUGACCCCAGUGACCCGCAGUGGAACGAGACAGAGCCAGCGUGUCGUGCGGUGUGCAGCGGGGAGCUGACAGACACAGCGGGCGUGGUGCUGUCACCCAACUGGCCGGAGCCCUACGGCAAGGGCCAGGACUGCAUCUGGGGGCUGCACGUGGAGGAGGACAAGCGUGUCCUGCUGGACGUCCGCGUGCUGCGGCUGGGCACGGGGGAUGUGCUGACCUUCUACGAUGGGGACGACCUGACGGCGCGUGUCCUGGGCCAGUACACGGGCACCCGCGGUCGGUUCAAGCUUUACGCCUCCACCGCCGAUGUCACUGUCCAGUUCCAGUCAGACCCCGGCUCCGGCACCGGCGCCUAUCGACAGGGCUUUGUCAUCCACUUCUCCGAGGUCCCCCGUAAUGACACCUGCCCUGAGCUGCCCGACAUCGCCAAUGGUUGGAAGACGUCCUCACAGCCAGAGCUGCUCCAUGGCACCGUGGUCACCUACCAUUGCUACCCUGGCUUCCAGCUAUCUGGCACCGACCUCCUGAUGUGCCACUGGGACCUGACAUGGAGCGGUGACCUGCCCACCUGUGAGCGGGCCUCCUAUGAUGAGUUUUACAGCAACCGUAACCUGGAUGCCGUGGCCAAGGCUGUGCCCUCGGGGCCGGCACUGGAAGGCACCAACGUUGCCAUCGCCGUCUUCCUGCCCGUGCUGGUGGUGGCCCUGCUCAUCGGUGGCGUUUAUCUCUACUUCUCCAAGAUCCAGGGGAAGCCAGCCCUGCAGCUGCCCCUCGCCGGCUCCCACCCCUACGACCACAUCACCGUGGAGUCGGCUUUUGACAACCCCACCUAUGAGACAGGAGAGGAGCGAGGCCGCUGCCUGCGCGGCCUGUCUGCUUCCGUGCUGCCCUUACCCGGCCUCCCAGCCCCCCCGGGCAGGGACCUGCCCCUCCUCACCCCUCUCUAA